This is a messenger RNA of Kluyveromyces marxianus DMKU3-1042, 756 nucleotides long. RefSeq names its product proteasome core particle subunit alpha 3 (gene PRE9). NCBI's taxonomy places the organism in Eukaryota, Fungi, Ascomycota, Saccharomycetes, Saccharomycetales, Saccharomycetaceae. Bases 1 to 756 code for a protein of 251 amino acids. Gene Ontology annotation, biological process: ubiquitin-dependent protein catabolic process. The transcript has a single exon. Gene Ontology annotation, cellular component: cytosol; proteasome core complex, alpha-subunit complex; proteasome core complex. The record is from RefSeq and is a predicted model, not a curated record.
AUGGGAUCCAGAAGAUACGAUUCUAGGACAACUAUUUUCUCGCCCGAGGGCAGAUUGUAUCAAGUUGAGUAUGCAUUAGAGUCUAUUUCGCAUGCUGGUACGGCGAUUGGGAUUAUGACAGAGAAAGGGAUUGUGCUAGCGGCAGAACGGAAGGUAACAUCUAAGCUUUUAGAGCAGGACACGUCGAGUGAGAAGUUGUACAAGUUGAACGACAACAUUACGGUUGCGGUUGCAGGGUUGACAGCAGAUGCUGAGAUUCUAAUAAAUACGGCGAGAGUGCAGGCGCAGAACUACUUGAAGACGUACAACGAGGAGAUUCCAGUUGAGAUGUUGGUGAGAAGGCUUUCUGAUUUGAAGCAGGGGUACACGCAGCACGGUGGGCUCAGACCGUUUGGUGUUUCGUUCAUCUAUGCCGGGUAUGAUGACAGAUAUGGGUACCAAUUGUACACGUCGAAUCCAUCUGGGAAUUAUUCGGGGUGGAAGGCGAUUUCUGUUGGUGCGAACACGCAAGCGGCUCAGACGUUGCUCCAGAUGGACUACAAGGACGACAUUACCUUGGAGGGCGCCGUGGAACUUGCGUUGAAGACGUUGUCGAAGACUACAGAUGCGAGUGCGUUGACGUAUGAGAGGUUGGAAUUCGCCACGAUCAGCAAGGAUUCCGAGGGUAACAUACGCCAAAAGAUCUACAAGCCUACCGAGAUUGCUGCACUAUUGGAGAAGACCGAGAUAGUCAAGAAGGAUGAGGAGGAGGAGUAG